UUAGCAUUAACGAAACAAAAGAAAAGGAAAAUUUGCACUUGUGGGUUCUUAUUUCUCUCUCUACUGCACCCCCACCCCUCUUUACCUCUUAUCUGCUCCCCUUUUCUUGCUCAUCUUAACUCAUAAGUCCCCAAAAGCAGAUCCAAGGUGGUUGUUAAUCUGUCAAUUCACUACAAUCAAUCAACUCAACUCAAAUCAAUCAAUCAAUCAUACCACUAGGAUCCACACCCCACAUAAAUCUCCAAACAAACUAACCAAAAAACAUGUCCAUCUCCUCCACCACAACCUCCCCGACCGUACCACAGCUCCUCCACCACCUCCCUCCUCCUUCAUGCUCCGAUCAGCUCUGCUAUGUCCAGUGCACUCACUGCGAUACCGUCCUCGCCGUGAGUGUUCCUUGCACCAGCUUGUUCAAGACAGUGACAGUCCGGUGUGGUCACUGCACGAACCUCCUUCCCUUGAGCAUGCCUGGGUUGCUGCUGCCACCAUCAGUGAAUCAGUUUCAUAUUAGUCAUACUAAUUUCUUUUCUCCUUCUAAUCAUACUCUGCUGGAUGAUCAAAUUCCGACUGGGGGUUCCAACUUUCUCAUCAAUCCGAAUUACGCAAAUGAGUUUUCGUUGACUGCUCGUGGAGGAUUUAGGGAGCUUCCAAAACCCCCUGUGACUAAUAGACCUCCAGAGAAGAGACAGAGAGUCCCCUCCGCCUACAAUCGAUUCAUCAAGGAAGAGAUUCAAAGGAUCAAAGCUGGGAACCCUGACAUUAGUCAUAGAGAAGCCUUCAGUGCUGCUGCUAAGAAUUGGGCCCACUUUCCACACAUUCACUUUGGUCUCAUGCCUGAUCAGACGACUGCUGUGAACAAGAGCAGCAUGCGCCAACAGGAUCACACAGACGGUGGCUUCAUGAAAGAUGGUUUCUUUGCUUCUGCAAAUGUGGGCGUCUCUCCUUACUAGCUACCAACUCUCUCUCUCUCUCUCUCUCUCUCU
Molecule: messenger RNA, 983 nt
Organism: Lactuca virosa
Lineage: Eukaryota; Viridiplantae; Streptophyta; Magnoliopsida; Asterales; Asteraceae
Source: the annotation of a GenBank genome assembly